UGAGCGCGGGCGAGUGUGAGCGCGAGUGUGCGCACGCCGCGGGAGCCACUCUGCCCUCUCCUCGCACCCUGCACAGGGCAUCUCGAGAGCCUGGAAACGUGAACAGGCUUAAAGUAUGGCAUGUUGCGAAGAUGGUUUCUGUCCAGAAGGUACCCGCGAUCGCGCUGUGCUCCGGGGUCAGCCUUGCCCUCCUGCACUUCCUGUGCCUGGCGGCUUGUUUAAACGAAUCCCCAGGACAGAACUCAAAGGACGAGAAAAUGUGCCCGGAAAAUUUUACCCGUAUCCUGGACAGUUUGCUGGAUGGUUAUGACAACAGGCUGCGUCCUGGAUUUGGGGGUCCUGUUACAGAAGUGAAAACUGACAUAUAUGUCACCAGCUUUGGACCCGUUUCUGAUGUUGAAAUGGAAUAUACAAUGGAUGUGUUCUUCAGACAGACGUGGAUUGACAAAAGACUAAAAUAUGAUGGUCCCAUUGAAAUUUUGAGGUUGAACAAUAUGAUGGUCACCAAAGUUUGGACCCCUGAUACUUUCUUCAGGAAUGGAAAAAAAUCUGUCUCGCACAACAUGACAGCUCCAAAUAAGCUUUUUAGAAUUAUGAGAAAUGGCACUAUUUUAUACACAAUGAGACUCACCAUAAGUGCGGAGUGUCCCAUGAGACUGGUGGAUUUCCCUAUGGAUGGUCAUGCCUGCCCUUUGAAAUUUGGGAGUUAUGCGUAUCCUAAGAGUGAGAUGAUCUAUACCUGGACCAAAGGCCCUGAGAAAUCAGUGGAGGUGCCAAAGGAGUCUUCUAGCUUAGUUCAGUAUGACCUAAUUGGGCAGACUGUAUCAAGUGAAACUAUCAAAUCUAUUACAGGUGAAUACAUUGUUAUGACAGUUUACUUCCACCUCAGACGGAAGAUGGGCUAUUUUAUGAUUCAGACGUAUAUCCCAUGUAUUAUGACAGUGAUCCUUUCUCAAGUUUCUUUCUGGAUAAAUAAGGAGUCUGUUCCAGCUAGAACUGUGUUUGGGAUAACCACAGUCCUCACGAUGACCACUCUAAGCAUCAGUGCCCGACAUUCGUUGCCCAAAGUAUCCUAUGCGACUGCCAUGGAUUGGUUCAUAGCUGUCUGCUUUGCUUUUGUGUUUUCGGCUCUUAUUGAGUUUGCUGCCGUCAACUAUUUCACCAACAUCCAAAUGCAGAAAGCCAAAAAGAAAACAUCGAAGCCUCCUCCAGAAAUUCCACCUGCCCCAGUGCUGAGAGAAAAUCACCCAGAAACGUCUCUGCAGAAUAUACAUGGCAAUUUGAACAUGAGGAAAAGAACGAAUGCCUUGGUCCACUCAGAAACUGAUAGCAACAGCAGAACUGAGGUGGGAAACCAUUCCAGCAAGACCACCACGGUCCACGAGUCUUCUGAAGCCACCCCUAAGGAGUACUUAGCUUCCAGUCCAAACCCAUUCAGCAGAGCAAAUGCGGCUGAGACGAUUUCUGCAGCCAAAGGUCUUUCCUCUGCGUCCUCCCCCAGCCCUUGUAGCACAUCAAGACCGGCUUCCUUGGGGUCAACUUCUACUCGCCCUGCGUUUGGGUCCAGACUUGGGCGAAUUAAGACCACAGUUAACACAACAGGGGCCCCUGGAACUGGGUCGGCCACACCUCCUCCCCCUGCUCCACCACCUUCCGGAUCUGGCACAAGUAAAAUAGACAAAUAUGCUCGUAUUCUUUUCCCAGUGACAUUUGGGGCAUUUAACAUGGUCUACUGGGUUGUUUAUUUAUCUAAGGACACCAUGGAGAAAUCAGAAAGUCUAAUGUAAUUUUGUUGCUAUAGUAAUUUCAUAAAAGAUGAUGGAAAUCCAGACUGUCUUUUUAAAUGUUUUUAAAGAUAAGUAUUCUUUACUAAAAUAAAAAUUCUAUGUCAUUUUUUUGAAAAUAAAAAUAUAAAUCAGGUAGAUAUCAAGAGAGUUAAUUCCUCAGUGGACAGAAAGUAAACCAUGUUUCUUACAGAAAGAUGAAUUUAAAAGAAUCUAUUCAGUGUUCAAAUUGGAUGGAAUACAGACUAUUAUGGAAAGUUGGAACAAGAGAAAUAGGGCCAGAAGAGAUAUGUGAUGCAUAUUUUUGCAUUGAAAUUUGAAAGAAAAAAAAAAAGACUGUGAUAUUUUUAAAUACACCCCAUGAAAUCAACCGGUCACAGAAAAUUUCCCAUUGGCACUGCCCUUCACCAGAAGUGUGUCCUGGAAGUCCUUUGCAAGAAAAGCGUUUCUCUCCUAAACAGAACACCGGGAAGAGGAAAAUAGAACCAAACAAACACUGACCAAUACAGUGAAGCCUCGGCGUCAUCAAUAAUAGACACCGACUAGGGCAAAUGCGUUUUCUGGCACAUAUUGGUCCAAAACAAAAAAGAAAUUACUUAACAGUUGACUUGAAAUGUUGUGCUCUGAGCCAAAGUUAAAUUCAUUGUAUAAAUUCUUUUUCAUAGUAUCUCAUUCAGUUAUGUACUGUAUACAUUUACUACAUAGUUCCUCAGAGCCUGGAGCGUGUGUGUUCUAGGCGGCUUAGAGACAGUUUUCUAGGGAGGUUCUUUCACCUUUACAGAGUUACUUCAGUAGUAGCACAGUCAGCGCAUGUUAAAGAACCGUAAUUUAACCUAGCACCUUGUGUUCUUUAAUGAAGGCAAUUUAGUUAGACUCUGACAACAUAGCCAAUAGAUUUGUUUCUCCUGCACUGACAGAGGAAAUCAAAUACAUUUGUUCCUAUAGCCACUUUGAGAUAAGUACAUGUUAGUCCAAUCUUGAUGAUUGGGUCUCAAAGUAUAAUGAAAUCAUGAUAGAGAUUGUUCUAUAGGUGAAAAAGCAUACAUCGUAUACAUGAAACAUAAAAAUCAUCUAGGCACUGGAAAACCUAACCGAUUACCUGUGUCAAAUUUGGUUCAGGUUACAUAACACAGUUUUCCCACCAGACCAGAAUCAUCCAAAUCAAAAGUCCGCACAGGCUGUUUGUAUGCUUAUCCCAGUAGAAAGCAAUAUUUGCUGCCAAAAUGCUAACGUUCUUGCAAGCUUUUGUGCUCAUAAUGUCUGUAUGUCUGGCAUGUUUUGUAUUUGUUUUCUGGCAGUUUGAUAAGGUUUUAUAACCGAGGAACUUUAAAAAUUAAAGGAGCAGUUAGAGAAAAAAAGAAAAGUAUUCUAGCCUUGGAUGGGGUGUCAGUGACUGGGAGAUGGUGUAUCUGGUUUUUCAAGGACUGACUCUGCCUUUUCAUUCUGUAGGCUCAACAGCCUAAUUGAAUCUCUUGCAGCUUCCCACAAAGCUCAGUCCUGAUUGGUCAUCGUGAUGUUUCACUUCCUGAUUUUUCCCCCUGUAUUUCUACUUGUUCUUGGUAUGUGUGAAUGCAUAUGUUCUAGGUUGAGGGGGGCAAUAUUUGAUCGAAAUGAACAUCUUAUAGGCAGAACUUCUUAUUUUCUGGGGAAAAUUAUACUGAUUAAUAUGAACUUUUGAGUUAUUACCUUGCUUUGUAAUGGCUGCCCAUGAAACUUAUAAAAUUUGAAAGCGUCAAAUUUUAAUUGAUCUCCAUCUGAGAAUUCCUUCUUUUUUAUUUCUAACUAUUUUAUAAAAUUAAAACACUUUAAGGUUAUGAAUGUGGAAGAAGUCCUCACUUAUAAAUUGAUUCCAGCAAAAUAAGGCCCAGGAACAUCUGUAAAUAUGUUUAUACAUUUAAUAAAGAGUAAUUGUACAUAAAAGCUUAUACUAAAAUUAUUUCAUGAGUGUGAAAUACUUUUGGCUCUUAGGCCAGUGCUUAGACCUAUGAUGGGGGGGGGGGAAGCAUCAUCACUUUUUAUACCUAAUGCGAAGAUUUAUUGCUUUGGAGAUAAACACUCUUUCUAUUGUUUCUUUUGUUUUUUUUUUGUUUGUUUGUUUUGUUUUCCCUAUCGUCCUUUUUAAAAAAGUAUAUUUGCUCCUUCUAAACUUUAAAUGCUUUAUUAGCCUUUUAAAAAUAUACUUUUUAAAAAAUGUUAUAGAUUUUAAAUGGAUUGAAAAAUAACUGAC
Messenger RNA from Alexandromys fortis (reed vole), 4011 nucleotides. It is a transcript of the gene Gabra4, whose product is annotated as gamma-aminobutyric acid type A receptor subunit alpha4. The transcript is spliced from 9 exons. Gene Ontology annotation, cellular component: plasma membrane; GABA-A receptor complex; neuron projection. The coding region runs from base 132 to 1787 and encodes 551 amino acids. The record is from RefSeq and is a predicted model, not a curated record. Gene Ontology annotation, biological process: signal transduction; gamma-aminobutyric acid signaling pathway; regulation of postsynaptic membrane potential. NCBI's taxonomy places the organism in Eukaryota, Metazoa, Chordata, Mammalia, Rodentia, Cricetidae. Gene Ontology annotation, molecular function: GABA-gated chloride ion channel activity; benzodiazepine receptor activity; inhibitory extracellular ligand-gated monoatomic ion channel activity.